CAGCAGGCAAGAAUGUAGUUGAAACCACGGAUUAGGCUUAUAUGUAAGAUUAUCAAUUAAUCAUCAUCAAUUAACAAGUAAUAAAUCAUGAUCUACUCUUUUCGUAGUAUUUUAUUGAUUAUUAAAUCAAUACAAUCAAGAGAGUGGAAAUAGUUGAAGAUUAAUACGGACAAUAGAGAGUAAUAGUAUCUUCUUCUUCCACACAAUUUUUGAACAUUAUUAAAUUUUCACACAUAAAACAAAACAUCAAUGGAGGAAGCCAGAGUUUCCCGUUCAAUCGCCGACAUCUUACAAAAGUUGAACUCCCUAAAACCUGGAGCAAAUUUGCUACCAGGAAUUCACAUCAGGGGCCUUAAAGACAAUCUUAUACUAAUCCAUGAAAAAAUCCAGCUCGCGUGUUACUCGGAUGAAUGCCCCAAAUGGCUUCAAAAAGCUGAAGAUGUAGUCAAGAAUUUGAGAUAUGUGUUGGACGGUACCACUACCAGUGGCUCAAAACAAGUUGAAGAUACUUUGAGAUAUUUGGUGGACGGUACCAGUGGCUCAAAAAAAUCAUUUAUCAGUCAGCUGGGCUUCAGCUUCAGCUUCAGCCUAAAGAAACGUUUCCAAGCCAUGCUCCUUGUCGAGAAAACAAUAGAAGAACUCAAGCGCCAGAUAGAGGAAGAGGCAAAAGGAAAAGAAGCGGUUGUUAGUCAUACAAAUGAGGAAAGAUACUUUUCAUCCGAAAUGUUGCUUGACUUUGAGAAAAUUCCAGUGUUUGGAAGAGAAAAUGAAAAGGAGGAGAUUAUAGAUCAAUUGCUGAACCUGAACAAUUCUGAUGUUGUUCCUCCUGUUAUUGUAAUUGUUGGUGUUUCUGGAUUGGGGAAAACAAAACUUGCACGUCUUGUUUGUAAGGAUCUUCGAGUCAAAGCUCGGUUCCAACCAAUUUGGUUCGACUUCAACAGCUCUGUCUCAACGGUAAAAGAUUUAAUUGAGUGUCAUCAUGAGAAACACGUCUUAAUUGUUAUAGAUAAUUUGCAAAUUGAGAAUGAGAAUCAUGCUCUCGACAAGUUGCAGCAGAAAUUAACGGAGUUGGUUGGCGGUGGUACUGAUAGGGCAAUACUUAUUAGUACACGUAGCAACAAGGUUGCCAACAACAUUGUUGCCAGACAUGUUUUGCAGUUGCAGGGGCUCAAUCAAGAGGACUCAUGGUCCUUGUUUCAACAUAUUCAUGGACAAAGCACCACCGAACCUGAAUCCAAACCCGAGAGGGAUAACAUGAGGGAUUGUGGUGGAAUUCCUCUUCUGAUAGUGAUCAUAGCGACAGUGAUGAAGCAUCAUGGUGGUGGUGGUGACAAAUGGACUCUAGAAGCACUACAAAUGCUAAAGUUUAUCUAUUACGACAAUCUGCCCACUAAUCAGAAGUUAUGCUUUGCAUACUGUUCAUUGUUUCUAGAAGAUUAUCUGAUUGACGCCGAGAAACUAAUUCAACUCUGGACUGCUGAAGGAUUUCUCGUUGCCUCUAGCAGUGAAACUAUUAUUGCAGAACAACAAUUUGAUCGAGCUUGUUUCGAUGACUUUGUUCCUUUGGUUUUCCAUCAAGCUGAGUUAGAAAACGACCACCACAAAUACUGCGGUGUUGUGAGGAACAGCGGCUUAUAUAGAAUGAACAAGUUAAUGCAUAAACUCGCAAAGCUAGUAACUGCCGAUGGCAAAAACAUCAUAUCCGAUUCAAUGGGGAGUAGAGUUCAUGGAGGAACGCUGCGAGUUUCGUUCAAUUGCGCUCUAGAUCUGUCGUGUGAGGUGCCUGAAUCAAUGUUUCAGAAAGCAAAGAAACUAACGACCAUUCUUUUUCCAUACAACACUAACAACCCGCGGCUUCCACACGAGGUAAAGAUGACAACAUCAACAUGUAAUAAGAUCUUCAACACCUUCAAGGACUCCCUAUGCACGUUGGAUCUAAAUGACUUGGGGAUCAAGAUGGUUCCAAGCUCUAUUGAAGAGAUGAAGUACUUGAGAUAUCUAGAUCUUUCCCAUAACAACAUGGAAAAACUUCCUAGUUGCAUCACAACUCUUAUCCACUUGCAAACGUUGAAGCUCUCUCAAUGUCAUGCCCUCAAGAAAUUGCCAAAAGACAUGGGGAAUUUAAGUUCCCUCAACCAUCUUGGCAUUGAGGGAUGCUUGCGCCUAACUCACAUGCCAAGUGGAAUAAGCAAGCUCACUGAUUUGCAAACAUUGUCACUUUUUGUGGCCAGCAAGAAACAUGUCUCGGGAGGACUAAGAUCGCUCACAAAUCUUAACAAGUUGAGAGGCUACUUGGAAAUUUCUCAUCUUGAACAAGUCAAGGAAGCUUCUGAAGAUAAAGUUUUGAAAAAUAAACAACACAUUGAAUUCAUGACUCUAAGAUGGGAUCACAAGGAAGAGGACGAGAAGGAAAAAUACAUUGCCAACGAUGAGAAAUCACUUGAUUGUCUCGAGCCGCAUCCGAAUCUGAAAGUGCUACUCGUCGUGGGGUACAUUGGUUCCAGGUUGUCUGAUUGGAUCGUUUCACUUCGAUGCCUUGUUAAGUUUACCUUGAACAACUGUCCCAAAUUCAUCACCCUCCCGGCACUGGAUGUGCUUCCAAAUCUCAAGGUUCUCCAACUUUGGAGAUUGGACUCUUUGAAUUUCAUACAUUCCUCUGAACUAGCAAUAUUAUUUCCAUCCUUGAAGGAACUUACAAUCAUUGAUUGUCCUCAUCUAAUAGGUUGGUAUGGAAGUCGUGGAUUAUCUUUCAGUUGCAUUUCAAAACUAAAUAUCCAAUAUUGUCCUAAAUUAGCUUGGGUGCCGCGAUAUCCCGGCCUUGACGAAGAGCUAGUUCUGGUUGAGUCGAAUGUAGAAUCCAUGAGGAAUACAAUGCAUUAUGCUGACGGUACUGAAAGUAUUGAAACUUGUAAUUCACAAACACAACCCUUCUCCAAAUUGAAGUCCAUGGUAAUUGAGGGUAUUGAACAAUCUCCACUAGAGAGUAGUUGGCUUAAAAACUUCAUUUCACUUGAGGAACUUCACAUUAGAGAUUGUUCUAAUAUGAAUUCUCUACCACAAGGUUUUGAGUAUUUAAGUUCACUUCAAUCACUUUCUAUUGAAAGAUGUGAAGAACUUGUUCUUGAUGCUGACAUAUCCGAAACUGAAUGGAAGAAUCCAAUUGAAUUGGAGGGUCUAAGAAACCUUACUUCUCUUACAUUAAGUGGUAUUCCAAAACUAAAGUCCCUUCCAUGGGGAGUUGAAAAUAUGAAAUCAUUGAAAGAUUUAAGGAUUUAUGAUUGCCAUGGUUUAACUCAUCUACCAGAAACAAUAGGCAUCCUCGUUUCACUUGAAAAACUGGUUAUUUCUGAAUGCAGAUGGUUGCAAUCGUUGCCCAAAGGAAUGGAAAGGAUGGAGUCUCUACAUACUUUGACUAUCAUGAACUGCCCUUUGUUAUUGCCAAGGUGUCAACCGGACACGGGUGAUGAUUGGCCACAAAUUGCUCAUAUCAAAAACAUACAAGUGAAGCAAACUCCUCAAGAAGGAAUGUAGUUUUUUACGAGAAUUUUCAAAAGUUACAGGAUUCCUCAUGAUUUCUCUCUCGUUUCUCACUUUGAUUUUUGUUUUAUUUUUUUAUUGAUUCUGAUGAAUGUAAUCCAUGUUUAAAAUGUGUUUUAGUUUGCUUAUAGAUAGCUUGAAGUAAAGACUUAAUAGUGUAGGAUCCUGGCUUAGUGAGAGCGGGAUUAUGCUUGCUGGCCAAGCAAGUUUAGCGUGGCUAAGCGAGCUUAGGAGUUGUUUGUUUUCUGUUUUUCAGUUAGAAGUUUGUUUUAGGGAAGUUAUUUUGUUUUGUCUUAGAUAGUUAUUGCAGUUACUUAACAAGUAACCUCUUUUGUAUAUAACUACUUUUGCCCCUUGUGGAUGAAUGCAAUUUUAUUUUUCCCUUAUUAUCUUCUUCGUCAAU
Molecule: messenger RNA, 3940 nt
Organism: Trifolium pratense (red clover)
Lineage: Eukaryota; Viridiplantae; Streptophyta; Magnoliopsida; Fabales; Fabaceae
Product: disease resistance protein RGA2-like
Exons: 1
Coding region: 250-3531 (1093 amino acids)
Biological process (GO): defense response to other organism
Molecular function (GO): ADP binding; protein binding
Source: RefSeq, a predicted model, not a curated record